Danio rerio (zebrafish) is the source of this 1800-nucleotide messenger RNA. Gene Ontology annotation, biological process: negative regulation of cell differentiation; regulation of transcription by RNA polymerase II. The record is from RefSeq and is marked validated. Lineage: Eukaryota; Metazoa; Chordata; Actinopteri; Cypriniformes; Danionidae. Gene Ontology annotation, cellular component: nucleus.
GUAUUCUAGAACCCGGAUUGUAAAUGUCAGCCGCUGUUUUACUUCCGUUUAUUACAACCUAAAGUUGUUUGUCAUUCUUUGCUCACUUUUCGACUCCACAAUUGAGAAUCGAGGGCAAUGUUAGCUACUUAACUAAACUCGCGACUUCCAGUAGUGUGAUAUUUGGUUUUGACAGGAUGUCUCGCUGCGUCGCGUUACAGACGCAUCUGGCGUCCGUGAUUGAGGCUCUAGUUCACGCCGCGAUCGCUGAAAUGUGCAAACUUACGGAUGUGGAGGCUCUGUCGGGUCUCACAAGCGAUGCUUCAAAAGAUCAGCGUAAAUACACAGAGACCGAGGCGAGAAUGAAGACGGAAAAGGAGGAGAAAAUGAAGCGGUUUGCAUCUGUUAUGGAAGUAUUGGGCAAUGAAGCUCUAGGGAAAAUAAUAAAGCUCGUGGAUGAAUCCAAAUUACUGUUGAAUCUGGAGUGCAAAACGUUUUCAGGCAAAAGGGCAAAGCGGCCAGGCUGCAUCUUGAACAUUCUGUCUGCUGGUGGACUGGAAGAGGAACAUUCUUAUGAUGGAAGCGCAAGAAGCCUGGAAAUGAAAACUGAUCAUGAGUCUGUUGCGGUCACAGAGGACCGUCCAGAAUCACCAGUGGUUUUGGCAGUGACGAUCAGAGAUGAAUUUGGAAAAGUUGAUUUGAAGUCCAUCACUGCUGGUCACUUAAGCAAUACUUCAGAAGAUGGAGUAGCAUCUGUUUUGCCAGAAGACGGCAGUGAACUCCCACAAGAAGCUGUUGCUUUAUUUGGAAAGAGAUCCUUUAUUUGUUGCGACUGUGGAAAGAGCUUCUCUUCUCAUAGCAACCUCAAAUCCCACCAGCGCAUUCACACCGGAGAAAAGCCCUUCGGCUGUGGCCUCUGCGGCAAGGCUUUCGCUCACAAACAAAGUCUCUCCGAUCACCAACGAGUCCACUCAGGAGAAAAGCCGUUUGUUUGUAAAAUCUGCGACAAAUCCUUUGGUAAAGCGGCGCAUCUGAAAACCCACGAAAUCAUCCACACCGGCGAAAAACCUUUUGCCUGCAACGUCUGCGGAAAGAGAUUCAACAUCGCUCAAAAUCUGUCCAGACACCAACUCACACACACCGGCGAAAAGGAGUUCAAAUGUUCAGUGUGUCAGAAAAGCUUCACACGGGCCGUAACGCUCAAAACGCAUCAGCUCAUCCACACAGGACAGAAACCGUACUCCUGCGUGUCUUGCGGGAAGGCUUUCCGUCACGCGGUUAACCUGAGAAACCACGAGCGCAUCCACACAGGCCUGCGACCGUUCAGUUGUGACUUGUGCGGCAAGACUUUCCGCCAGGCUGUCAAUCUGAAAAUCCACAAACGAAUUCACACGGGGGAAAAGCCUUUCAGCUGUAAGGAGUGCGGGAAGAGCUUCAGUCAGCAGAGCAGUCUCAUUACACACAGCCGCACUCACUCCGGAGAAAAACCCUUUGGCUGCAAUUACUGCGAUAAGUGGUUUAACAAUUCAAACAGCCUGAAGCUGCACCAGAGAGUGCACACCGGCGAGAAACCUUACUACUGUGAGCAAUGCGACAAGUAUUUCAGUCAGGGAAGUCACCUGCGUACUCACAAACGCCACAUUCAUGGAGGAGGGAAGCAGUACAUAUGCGAUAAAUGUGGGAAGAGGUAUGCGGAUCCUCGAAACCUUAAACUGCAUAAAUGCUUUUAUGCUUAAUCAUGGUGUGGAGGACAUUCGUCACUGUAGUAGAAUUCUGAGCACAUUUCUUUCUGUGAAAUAAACCAUAUGGUGGAUGAAAGAG